This is a messenger RNA of Episyrphus balteatus (marmalade hoverfly), 321 nucleotides long. RefSeq names its product keratin-associated protein 6-2-like. Lineage: Eukaryota; Metazoa; Arthropoda; Insecta; Diptera; Syrphidae. The coding region runs from base 1 to 321 and encodes 106 amino acids. The transcript has a single exon. The record is from RefSeq and is a predicted model, not a curated record.
AUGAAAGUCCUUGUGGUUUUAAUGGUUUUGAUUGGAUUUGCCUCUGCUGGAUGGAGUAGUGGAUGGUCAGGCAGUUACCCGAGCUAUGGAAGCAGAUACUCAAGUGGAUGGUCAUCAGGAUAUCCUAGCUAUGGAAACCGAUACUACAGCAGUGGAUAUGGAGGAGGAUAUGGAAAUGGAUAUGGAUCUAAGAUUAUUCGUGUUGUCAGUAGCAGUGGAAGUGGAUGGAAUGGUGGAUAUUACAGUGGUGGUGGUGGUGGUUGGGGUCCAAGUAGAUACAGCAGUGGAGGAUGGGAUUCUGAUUAUCACAGUGGAUGGUGA